AUGGCGGCGGCCGCGGUGGGGCCGGGCAUCGGCGGCGGCGCCGGCGGCCCGCGGUACAGCCUGCUGGCCGAGAUCGGCCGCGGCGCCUACGGCGUGGUGUACGAGGCGGUGUCGGGCCGCAGCGGAGCGCGGCUGGCGGUGAAGCGGAUCCGCUGCGACGCCCCCGAGAACGUGGAGCUGGCGCUGGCCGAGUUCUGGGCCCUAACGAGCCUCCGGCGGCAGCACCCGAACGUGGUGCGGUUCGAGGAGUGCGUGCUGCAGCGGCACGGCCUGGGGCAGCGCAUGAGCCACGGCAACAAGCGCAGCCAGCUCUACCUGCGCCUCGUCGAGACCUCCCUCAAAGGUGAGAGGAUCCUGGGCUAUGCAGAGGAGCCUUGCUACCUGUGGUUCGUCAUGGAGUUCUGUGAAGGGGGAGACCUCAACCAGUACGUGCUCUCCCGAAGACCCGACCCGGCGACCAACAAGAGCUUCAUGCUGCAGCUGACCAGCGCCAUUGCCUUCCUGCACAAGAACCACAUCGUCCACCGGGACCUGAAACCAGACAACAUCCUGAUCACAGAGAAGUCUGGCACCCCUGUGCUCAAGGUGGCCGACUUCGGGCUGAGCAAGGUCUGCGCUGGCCUGACUGCUCGGGGCAAGGAGGGUGGGCACGAGAACAAAAAUGUGAAUGUGAACAAGUACUGGCUGUCCUCGGCCUGUGGCUCUGAUUUCUACAUGGCGCCCGAGGUCUGGGAAGGACACUACACUGCCAAGGCUGACAUCUUCGCCCUCGGCAUCAUCAUCUGGGCCAUGAUUGAGAGGAUCACUUUCAUUGACGCCGAGACCAAGAAGGAGCUGCUGGGGACCUACAUCAAGCAGGGGACUGAGAUUGUGCCCGUUGGGGAAGCGCUGCUAGAAAACCCAAAGAUGGAGCUGCACAUCCCUCAGAAACGCAGGACUUCCAUGUCUGAGGGGAUCAAGCAGCUCUUGAAAGACAUGUUGGCUGCUAACCCGCAGGAUCGACCUGAUGCCUUUGAGCUUGAAACCAGAAUGGACCAGGUUACAUGUGCUGCUUAAAUUCAGGGCAGGGCACUGCUGUGCUUUGCAGCUGGAUUUAUUUACCAGGGACCCAUAAUCUCCGUUAUUUACAUGCAACGAGGAAGUCAAAGAUAAGGGAAGAUGAUAAUAGAGAAGAUCUCUGGCAAUGUGAAAUCUUUGGGUGUUACUUUAUUGUGUCAGGAAGGGGUGUUGUGGGGGUGUGGGAGGGGGAUGCAGGGGCCUGUGGAAGAGCACAAGCUGGCAGCUGUCACACUGAUGAGACCUUUAAACAACAUCCAGAGCGUGGAGCUGCCCUUGCCCAGCCCUCCCCACAUCCCCUGUGCUGCCACUUGACUCUGUAGAUGUUUCUAGAGAUGUGGUUCCAUAAGGAGGCGGCCUGGCACUGAGGUGUGCUGCCAGGCACCAGCUCUGAGUCCAGCUGGGCACAAUUUUGGGUUGAAAGCUAUUGAUUUAGCCUAGGGAAAAUGGAAGCAAAGUGAUGGUGAGGUUUGCACUGGGAGUGCAGUGCUUUAGGAAAAAACAGUCUCUUGAAUCACAUGUUGCAAGCAGCUAAAUAAUAAUAAUUUCAUAGCCAGGCAGCUCCUGAAUAGGUGGGUGCUGCCCAGGCUGUGAGCAGUUGACAUUAGGAUAGAGUAGGAUAAACAAGCUGGAAAGCCAUUUGGCAAGGCAUAUCUGCUGCUGUGGUGGGCAGACCUCUGCUCUCCCUGAGCUGGAUUUCACUAUGAUGUUUGGUACUCUCUGUACAGAGGUAACUGUGGAGCUGCUGAGUACAUUUUCAGGUGGACAUCACCUGCAUACAAGAGAAACACAAAGCAGUCCAUUGCUCUGAUCCAUUUAAUGCUGAGCUCUAGUUUUUAGAAACAAUGCUGGGGAGAGGAGGAGGUUUGGCCUGAGUGGCUCAUGGGCUGGAUUCUUGCCUCUCAUGGGACACUUUUCCCUGCUAGCUAAUGAUCUCCAGGAAGCAAAAGGCAGUGCUGCUGUUUGGGGUGGGUUACAAUACAGUACAGCUCAGGUAAGGAGGUUGGAACCUCAGGCUGAGCAGUUAAUACUCGAUUUCCUUGCCUGUAGUUAAACUCCUAUUCUGGGGCUGCCCCCAUGUUGAUGAUCUUUAGACUUUGCUCACUGUAAAUGCAAUGUAAAGCACCAACUCUUCUCCACCCUGCAGCUUCUGAACCACCUAAAAUGUUUCUCACCAGGUUAAAUCACCCAGCAGUGGUUUGGGGAGAGGGCUGGUCUGACCCAGCAAUGCUCCCAAGCUGCUGGGGUGCUCAGCCUGGAGCUGGCCAUGGCCAUGGGCAGGAGGGGAUCCCCUUGAGCCCCCUGGCUGUGGGAACUGCUCCUUGCCUGUGUGCAGGCUGCAGCUUUCCUGUGUCAUCACUGGAAGGUUCCUAACUGGCAGCACCUCUGUGUAUCUCCUCGGCGUACUUUGCUGACCUCAUGGGAAUGAAUGGAAAUGGAGGAAAUUCAGGUGGGCUAAGGCAGAGCUAGAGCAGAGAAAGGAGGGAGGGGCUUCUUUCUUCUUUUACAUCUAUUCCAGGACACAAAGCUAAGGCUGUGGCUGCAGGAAGACCAAGUCCCUCUUAGAAGGACCUGGAGGCUCCAGACCAUCUGUCUGUGACUUGUGAAGGUUCAGACAGCCCAGAUUCAGCGCCAAGCCCUUGUUCUCACACUGCUUUUGUGUUUCUCCCUAGGGAUGCUUCUGUAGGGUGCAGCCAGGUGAGACUCUCCUGCAGCUCUCUGUGUUGCAUCCCUGAGGAGGGGGAGAGUGAACCCUGUAGCUCACAAGUGCAGUGUUAGUGCCCUGAUUACUGGACCCAUCCUUCCUCCACCUGGCAGAGCCUUUGCUCCUGACUGUUACAACUGUUCUAACCGAACCCUGGCCUGAACGGGUGCAGUAAGAGGGUUUUGUCCUCCCAGCCCUGCUCACAGGGCUUUCCCUGCUGGAAUGGCACCUCAGCAGGUGUCUCAUCGCCGUUGAAGGGAGCUUCCUAGCAGCAGGAAUACCAAGCCUGAAAGGCGGGAGGUGAGGAUGGAAGGCACUGAGUGGGGUUGCUCCCUGGGACCAUUGCCUCCAGCCAGCUGCCAGCUUCCUGCUCCUCUCUGGGGACAGGAAUGAGCCCGGCAGGCCCUGGGAGGGUCAGUCCUCUUGGUCCACUGCUGUUUCAGGCCAUGUUCAAACCACACGUCUCCACCUCAGCUUUUGAAUUGCAGAUGUGUUUUUAAAGCAGCUUGAUGUUAGUGAGCUAGACCGUAGUGCCUUACUUAGGAUUUAGCAAACACUUCCCAGGAGGAGUCCUAGGGCUGCUAGCCUUUGGCCAACGUGGAUGUUUCCCUGAUUAGUUUGUCCUUUUAAGAGCAUUUCUCCCUGAUGAUUUUGCUGCUGUUUGUGCUCAACUCCACAGACUAUACAGGAACUUGCCUUGUGUUUACAGCUCCCCACAUCUCUCCUCCCAGUUACUUUGGCCCAGACCAGCACUCCCUCUAGAACAAGCUGGGAACAGGGAACAGCUCAAACCUGCAUGUGCUGUGGGAUAGAGGAUGUUUAGGCUUCUCUUGCCAGGUGGGUCUAUCUGGCCUUACCUGCCUAAGCUCCUGCAGGCUGAACUUCACCCUCCGCUGUGGAUGUUCUUGGCAUUAGGAUGCGCCGCUGGGAAAACCCAAGCUUAAGAAAGCAACACCAAGCCUGCAGCCCAUAACCCAGCCUGGGUCAGGCUGGCUCUGUCUUUUUUGGCUGCAGUGAAGCUGGGCAUCCGGGUAGGGGGUACCUGGUCAGUGUGGGGGGAGCCAAGGCCCCUGUUGCAGAACCCUGUCGCCCUCUGGGCUCAUGCGGCCCCAGCCGGUGCCCACGCCGGGGGAGUGAUUGUAUGAAACUGUUUACUUCUGACUUUGCUGUUUACAAGAGGGAUGUGGGGUGGGUGGGGGGAACAAGCCAAGCCUCAGGAGGAUUGGGAAACAUGUUAUCUGCACCAGCCUGCAGCAAGGCUGACACCACCGGCAUCAUGCAGGUGUCACGGGGAUUUCCCGGCCAGCUUUGGUCCAUGGGGAGAAAAGCAGAGGUGGCUCUAGCCUAGAGGGGUUAGAUUAGCUUCCCCAUAUCCCCUUGCUGCUGUGUUUGAGGUUCAGCAGUGCUAGUGACAGAUAAGAGUUACCCCUGUGGUCUUCCUUUACUCCUCAGGACCCAGCUCCUUCACAUAUCACAGGCUCCCGGAGCCUUUCUGGAGCAAUAAGAUGUAAAACGAGCAUUACCAUCGUCGUGGAAAUCCUCCGUUGUGUGCGGUGUCUGUCUCCUCUGUAUGCAGUUCGAGUCUGGGUUUAAGCCUGCCAAGCAUCAUGGGACAGCUGCUUCAGGGCACAAACUGGGAUUUGUUUCCCUGGGCUUUCUGCUGGUCAGGAGAACAGGGAAACCCGUUGCUGCUUUCCUUCCUCGCCACAGGCCUCUGCUGCCUGAGCCUCACACUAGAGCUGCGUGGGGCGAGGGGGGCUCCUGUUCCCCUUUUUGGCGAUGCUGACAUGGGAUGGGUGUGUGGUGCUCAGUGCUGUGCCAGCUUGGCCGUGCCGCAGGAGCAGGCUGUGGGCUUUACUCCACUCUUCACAGCCCUCCCCAUCCCAUCAGCAGCAUUUGGAAAGCAGAGCCCCCAAUCCCUCGGCAGCAGGAUGCAGCCAACACUCCUGCCACUGGCUCCCUCACCCAGGAGCUGUCACUGGCAUGGGGAGAGCUGUGCCAGCAGCUCCUGUGCUCCUCCGCUGGUUACAGGCACAUCCCACAGUGUGACCCUUCAUGUCCAAAAGCGUUUCACACUCCAGGGUGUCUGGGGUGGUGGGUGCAGCUGGGAGGGAAGCACAGAGAGCUGCUCUCUUCCAGCUGUGACCUGCCACAUUAUUUCUCUGUAGCCUGCCUGUAGUGCUUUUAGCUUUGAGAGUGAUGUCUAGGCUGCUGGAAGAGCUCAUGGGCCACAUAGGGGUGCUUGCUGAUCCCCAUCAUGGCACCUUUCCCCUUCCCAGCAGCUGCCCAGCCCACCAUGGGCCUUCAGCUCAUUCACCCAGCAAAACACAGCAGCUCUGCAGGGAUGAGCAGCUUCACUGCCACACCACUGGGGUGCUGGCUGACCCCCAGGACAGGCACCCUGCCCCAGCCCUGCUGUGGACUCCUCCUGGUCCCCACAGCCCCUGUGCUGAGUUAGCAAGAGCAGAAGGCUUAAACCCAGACUCCAAACUAAAGAUAAUAUUAGUAAAUGAAUCUGUAUUUUUCUUU
This is a messenger RNA of Lepidothrix coronata (blue-crowned manakin), 5290 nucleotides long. RefSeq names its product serine/threonine kinase 35 (gene STK35). Bases 1 to 1056 code for a protein of 351 amino acids. Gene Ontology annotation, biological process: protein autophosphorylation; positive regulation of autophagy; autophagy. Gene Ontology annotation, molecular function: protein serine/threonine kinase activity; ATP binding. Lineage: Eukaryota; Metazoa; Chordata; Aves; Passeriformes; Pipridae. The record is from RefSeq and is a predicted model, not a curated record. Gene Ontology annotation, cellular component: autophagosome; cytoplasm. The transcript has 3 exons.